Messenger RNA from Anopheles funestus (African malaria mosquito), 812 nucleotides. It is a transcript of the gene mRpS26, whose product is annotated as probable 28S ribosomal protein S26, mitochondrial. Bases 98 to 742 code for a protein of 214 amino acids. The transcript has a single exon. Gene Ontology annotation, cellular component: mitochondrial small ribosomal subunit. The record is from RefSeq and is a predicted model, not a curated record. NCBI's taxonomy places the organism in Eukaryota, Metazoa, Arthropoda, Insecta, Diptera, Culicidae.
CAAUCCGCAGCUGUACUUCAAAGUACCUAAUGUUAUUCAAUAUCACCAGAGAGUCAACAAACGUGUCUGGUGUACCAUAAAGAAAAGCGCCUUAACGAUGGCUAACUUGGCGGCAGCUUUUUCUGGUGUUUUUACAAAAUCGAGAGCAGUGGCACUACUUCAAUACACAACAGUUCGCUUUCGACGAAAACCGCGCUGGCUCGGUACAGCCAAAAGCAAACUGUUCCGCGUGCCAGAGCGCAAGAAACAGAUCGAGGAAGAAAUCGAAGAGUUAAAGCGAUUGCACAAUAACUAUCGUACACAGAUGAAAGCGGUGCGUAACUUCCUGCGGGAUGAAGUGGAAGCAUAUAAGCUAGUUUCUCGCGCCGGUCUGGUACUGCAAACUCCCGAACAAGAAGAAGCGGAAUGGCAGGAAGCGUUGCGCAGGAACGACGAGUGGAACCAGCAAACUGCUGCUAAACGCGAAGAACGGCUGGUUACAGAGCGGGCGGCUCGCAAGGAGUAUAUACUGGAAAGGCUAGUUCUAAAGGAGCAAAGGGAAAUAGAUAAAAAGGAGCAGGUCGAAGCGAAGGUGCGCAUAGAGAAGGAACUGUCGAAAACAUUCAUUACGCGUGAAAACAUCGACAAAGCAAUCGAGCUAGCACUGGUGCAGCCAACCACUUUCAACUUUGCACUAGACCGUGAUGGAAACUUGCAUCGAGCUGCAGAUGGUUUGCCUAAAGAUACCAAUCAACAAAGUUAGAUAUCCGCCUAGAACCGUAUAUUUCAUGUAGAAUUCUUGAAUAAAUAUUCCCAGUCCGGGGAUGCGUUUA